Messenger RNA from Epinephelus lanceolatus (giant grouper), 2930 nucleotides. It is a transcript of the gene def8, whose product is annotated as differentially expressed in FDCP 8 homolog. NCBI's taxonomy places the organism in Eukaryota, Metazoa, Chordata, Actinopteri, Perciformes, Serranidae. The record is from RefSeq and is a predicted model, not a curated record.
ACAAUGGAUGACUUGACGUUUUCUUCGCCUUGUGAUGUGAUGUUGCUGGUGGCAAAACAACACAGAGAGAACUCUUUAUUUUAAUCAAAAGCGUCGACCAUAACAUAUAUUUUACAGCUGUCGAGUCCUUAAUGAUAAAUGAGGUCGACAACGGGAUGUAGCCGAUGAAAUGGAGUAUGAUGAGAGACUUGCACUUUUCCGCCAAACACGCCUCAAUCCCUUCGAUCGUCGAGAGGAAGAAGAUGGCCCGCAAGGAGGCAAGACGCCCCCACUGCAUGAAGCAAGGCCUGAGCUGUUCUCUGGAUCCAGAACACACAGUUCAGACCGAACCAUGGACCUCGGUCUAGCUGAAGACCACUUCUCGAGGCCAAUGGGUUCGUUCGUGGCGUCGGACAUCGAACAGCUUAAGCUGGCUAUAGAGGAGUGUAAAAAGCUGAUCUUGGAGCUGCCUGAACACUCGGAGCGACAGAAGGACACUGUGGUGAAACUAAUCCACCUUCGUCUCAAACUACAGGAACUUAAGGACCCCGAGGAAGAUGAGCCUAAUCUGAGAGUCCUGCUGGAGCACCGCUUCUCCAAGGAAAAGAGCAAGAGUGUGAAACAGACCUGUGACAAAUGUAGCACUAUUAUCUGGGGCCUUAUUCAAACUUGGUAUACCUGCACAGGUUGCUAUUAUCGUUGCCAUAGUAAGUGUAUGAACCUGAUUACCAAGCCCUGCGUCAGGUCAAAGGUCAGCCACCAGUCGGAGUACGAGCUCAGCAUCUGCCCUGAGAUAGGACUAGACCGGCAAGACUACCGCUGUGCAGAAUGUCGCACACCUAUUUCACUGAGGGGCGUGCCGACUGAAGCCAGACAGUGUGACUACACAGGACAGUAUUACUGCAACACAUGCCACUGGAAUGACACUGCCAUCGUCCCGGCUCGUGUCAUUCACAACUGGGAGUUUGACGCACGCAAGGUUUGUCGCUCCUCAAUGCGCUACCUGGCGCUGAUGCUGGCACGACCUGUGCUGAAGCUGAAAGAAAUCAACCCGCUGCUAUUCAACUUUGUGGAGGAACUGGUCGAGAUCAGGAAACUCCGUCAGGAUAUUCUGUUGAUGAAACCCUAUUUUAUUACUUGUAAGGAGGCCAUGGAGGCUCGGCUAUUACUACAGUUACAAGAUCGGCAGCACUUUGUGGAGAACGAUGACAUGUACUCACUACAGGAUUUGAUUGACAUCUACAGUGGCAGACUCAGCUGUUCCCUCACAGAGAUUCACACCACAUUUGCUAAGCACAUCAAACUAGACUGUGAGCGUUGUCAGGCCAAAGGAUUUGUGUGUGAGCUGUGUAAGGAAGGAGACAUACUGUUCCCUUUUGACAGUCAUACCUCGGUCUGCCACGACUGCUCUGCUGUCUUCCACAGAGAUUGCUACUACGACAACUCCACAACUUGUCCACGUUGUGCCCGAAUGACUGAACGCAAGCAGGAUGAGGAACCAGAUGCGAAAGACGCAUGAGUCUGGACGGGACCACCUGAUGUUACUGGAUGUUGCACUUUGCCUCAUGUUGUGCUGUACUCGAUCAACAUAAGUCUAACAGAAGCUUUUCGUCUUUGUCCCUGGUUUGUUUUGUGCAUAUGUUUAUACUAUAGUGUCUUUAUCCUCCGUGCACUACACAAUGAAGCAGGGUACUUAGAAACCCAUCUGGAAAUUAAUAUAUAUAUAUAUUUUUAUCCAACUUUUUAAUUCGUACUGAAACUGGAUGUUCUGAGCACUGUGUAUGUGUGUCUGUGUGAGUGAUUCGCAUUAGUGUAUGCGUCUGCUUGUAUAAAUGUACAAAAGAAAUGCCCUAUAGAGAAAAGACACCUCGUCAGCAGGUGAUGAUGCAUGCAGCAGUUGUUGUAUAUUAACUGUUACGAGCCUCGACUGCAUUAACCUAUACUGCCAACUUUGCUGAAAACUUAACUCUAAGGUUGCCAUAUGCGGAAAAUGGUUUUGAACUUUAAGGAUUACAAAUACAGCUUCAACUAAAUCACAAAAUUAUAUAACUUGGAAAUUUGCCUUUCAGCCUCUAGUUGUGUGUUUUAUUUAGUUAGCUUACAAGAAGAGAACAAUUAGAAAAUCAAACGGACUGUGUGAUCAAACCAUCACUCUUUCUCUUCCUCCUUUUUACACAUAUUCCAUCAUGAGUCCCAGCAGGUCCUGUCCCUAAAGCAGCCCAUACCCAUCCUCCACUUAUAUUACAUAUCUGUAAUGAUCUGCUCAACAUUUCAUAAGGUCAAAAGAAAAAUAUUUCAAGGCUUUAAAGCAAUAUUUCUUUCCAGCAAAGGUCUGCUUUGAGUUUCUUAAUUGUUAUUUCCCCCCUUGUCAAUAUGCGAAACCUAUACAGUCAUUACAGCCAUAAUUUGAAAUAUUAAUACAUAUACUGGCAAUGGAUAUGCUAUAACCAUCGCAUGCAUUUUCCUGUAAGGAUCGUUGUUAAACUGCAAAAGAAAAGGAUCAAAGAUUUAAAUGUGCUCUCCUUCUGUUCAAAACUGUGACCUAGUCUUAGACCAUUUAAUCUGUGUUUAAUCCGGUUCAGUUUAGUGCAGUGUGUAGCAAAUAGAUGUGAAUACUCAUGUGUGCCUAAAAUAGUCAGGUUACAUACAGCUGUUAUCCAAACGUCUUAAUACACUUACCAUCAUGUUAAUGGUUUCAGUCUUAAAGUAUGUAUAGCACAUGUUGUCCAGCAAUGACAAAGAUGUUAAGUGACACCUUUGGUAAUGUGUACAUGUUGACCUAAAGUAUUUGUUUUAAAAUAAUGAGUUUUGGCUGUGUUAUCUUUCAGCAUGAUAUACUGUAAUUGUUUUUGUUUUUUCAAACUAAUGGACAUACAUGGUGUUCGUAAAAGCCAUGCCCUGAUGUAAAACAUGUGGAGUAGUGCAUGAAUAAAGUCAUGAAAUGCAUUAAA